Mesoplodon densirostris (Blainville's beaked whale) is the source of this 1095-nucleotide messenger RNA. It is a transcript of the gene RPS2, whose product is annotated as ribosomal protein S2. Gene Ontology annotation, molecular function: RNA binding; structural constituent of ribosome. Gene Ontology annotation, cellular component: ribosome; cytosolic small ribosomal subunit. Gene Ontology annotation, biological process: translation. NCBI's taxonomy places the organism in Eukaryota, Metazoa, Chordata, Mammalia, Artiodactyla, Ziphiidae. The record is from RefSeq and is a predicted model, not a curated record. Bases 167 to 1057 code for a protein of 296 amino acids. The transcript has 7 exons.
UAGUAGAGGCGGCCGGUGGGCCUGGGCGGUGGGAAUCCGCCGCCAUCAGGCGGAGUCCCGGCUGGUGCGCCCGCGCUGUACGGCUGAAGCCCGGCCUGGGCGUCCGAGGCGUCCGUAGAUGCCAGGGCCUCGCUGACCGGCUGGUUCUUGUUACUCUUUUUAGCAAAUGGCGGAUGACGCCGGUGCUGCGGGAGGGACCGGAGGUCCUGGAGGCCCCGGGGGCCCUGGCAUGGGAGGCCGUGGUGGCUUCCGCGGAGGCUUCGGCAGCGGCGUCCGGGGCCGGGGCCGGGGUCGCGGUCGGGGCCGGGGCCGAGGCCGCGGAGCUCGCGGAGGCAAGGCCGAGGACAAGGAGUGGCUCCCCGUCACCAAGCUGGGCCGCUUGGUCAAGGACAUGAAGAUCAAGUCCCUGGAGGAGAUCUAUCUCUUUUCUUUGCCCAUCAAGGAAUCUGAGAUCAUUGACUUUUUCUUGGGGGCAUCUCUCAAGGACGAGGUUUUGAAGAUCAUGCCUGUGCAAAAGCAGACCCGUGCUGGCCAGCGGACCAGGUUCAAGGCGUUUGUUGCCAUCGGGGAUUACAACGGACAUGUUGGUUUGGGUGUGAAGUGCUCUAAGGAGGUAGCCACUGCCAUCCGUGGGGCCAUCAUUCUGGCCAAGCUCUCCAUCGUCCCCGUGCGACGAGGCUACUGGGGGAACAAGAUCGGCAAGCCCCAUACCGUCCCUUGCAAGGUGACUGGCCGCUGUGGCUCCGUGCUGGUGCGUCUCAUCCCUGCCCCCAGGGGCACUGGCAUCGUCUCAGCCCCUGUGCCCAAGAAGCUAUUGAUGAUGGCUGGAAUUGACGACUGCUACACCUCUGCCAGGGGCUGCACUGCCACGCUGGGCAACUUCGCCAAGGCCACUUUUGAUGCCAUUUCCAAGACCUACAGUUAUCUCACUCCUGAUCUCUGGAAAGAGACGGUGUUCACCAAGUCUCCGUAUCAGGAAUUCACUGACCAUCUUGUAAAGACCCACACCAGAGUUUCCGUGCAGAGGACCCAGGCUCCAGCUGUAGCCACCACAUAGUUUUGUAUAAGAAAAAUAAAGUGAAUGAAGCUAGUUUA